Molecule: messenger RNA, 9169 nt
Organism: Symsagittifera roscoffensis
Lineage: Eukaryota; Metazoa; Xenacoelomorpha; Acoela; Convolutidae
Product: talin-1-like
Exons: 27
Coding region: 596-8647 (2683 amino acids)
Biological process (GO): cell-cell adhesion
Cellular component (GO): plasma membrane; cytoskeleton; ruffle
Molecular function (GO): actin binding; structural constituent of cytoskeleton; integrin binding
Source: RefSeq, a predicted model, not a curated record
AAUUCAACGUGAGUUUUAUGAUAUAGUUAGUCUAUUUUGCAGCUUAGUUUAUAUCUGCAGUAUAAUUUGCGGAGCUCUUACAUGGUUUGAGUUUGAAAUGCGAGCAUAGUCCUGAAGUCCCUGCGUGUUAUAAAAUCAUUAGAGGCCCUUAGUUCAUACCAUAUUAUUGUUUCGAUUCUAUUUGCUACAGACUUUGAGAGUUGAGGUGACAUAGCACCCUACUGUAACGGGAGUUCUUAGUUAUUGUGAGGCUUGGUUCAAAACAUUUGCAAAACCUUGUCUUGUACUAUCAAAGACAACGUUAGCUUUGCGCAUUCUGUAAACUGAGUUGGAUUUACCGAAGAAAACGCAAAAACUAGAUUUGGGCUUGAUUUAUAAUCCUGUGAUUUACGAGGCUUAUAAAUUGAAUCAUGAUGUCCGUUUCAUUUGCAUAAUUCUCGCUGUAGGAUCAAAAUCUGUGUAUAGGCAGGCGGUCCUUAGAUUUGAUUAGAUUGAUAAUUAAAUAAUCUGCGUCUUCAUUAUCGUAACGAUCCGGUUAUUAAUCAUUGCUUGAUAUUUGUACAAUUAUCCGUUAAUAUUAAUUGCAGACAAAAUAAUGGUGCCUGACCAGGGCAACAUAGACGUGGAGGUGACCUACUUCAGGUCCAACCAGGACUUCCUGGAAAACCCAGACAUGCCCAUGGAGCUUAAGAUGAGCUUCCUCUUUCCUAGAAACACUACACUAGGAGACGUCCGACUGAAGAUAGCUAGAACUAUGAAGCAGCGCCACGACGAAGUGGAACGUUUCGGGUUGUUUGUGCCGAAGCAGCUGGAAAUCAGUGAUCUCCCUCCGAAUAGAAAUGAAGGAAUAUGGUACGAUUCCAGCCGAGACAUUGAGAAACUAGGUAGCCUCGUCGCAGGUCCAUCUGUCACAAACCUACAAUUGGAAUACCGAAGCUUGUACAGGACGAUCACAAUCAAUCUUCCUUCUGGACACCGGAAGAUAGACGUAAAAGAGACCCAGAAAGUAUCCGAAAUAGUUCGGUUGGUAUGUCAGAAGGAAGGAAUAGUGGGAGACAUUGUAGAUGAGUACUCUAUCAUGGUGGAGCCAGAGACCGGACUGGGUGACCAGACCAUGAUGACCGGAAUGGGAACUAAGACAUGGGGUGCGACACUGACAAUGGGUAAAAAUAAAACGAUGGGCCAUGGUACCCUAUCGCCGGAUGUCAAGGGGUCGCCUGGAGGAGAAAAAGCACAUGCGACAAUUGGGCGAAAUGCGAAGAAAAUGGAGAAAUUGAGGAAGAAGUUGAAGACAGAUGAUGAGUUGUUGUGGCUGGACCACUCGAAAAGUCUGCAUGACCAUGGCAACAUUGACCUGGACAAUGUGAAGUUGACCUUCAGGAGGAAGUUUUUCUUCUCGGAUGUGAAUGUGACUGAAACAGACCCUGUGCAAUUGUCUCUGCUGUACAAACAGACUUCAGAAGCUAUCACCAACUCGGCCCAUCCAGUAUCUGAAGAGACAGCAAUCGAACUAGCCGCUUUAGCAGCUAUCAGUGAGAACGGUUUACUGGAGGCACCUGUGAAAGAAAUGAGCGCCCAAUUCAAAUCAUACCUUCCGGAGGAGUAUCGAAAAGCCAGCAAAGUGGAGAAGAGAAUAGACCAGGCGAGAAUGAACUACAUUAAACAGAUCACCGCUGAAAUUGAGUACAGCGAUGGUAAUGCUCAGAUCAACCAAAAUGACCCGGAGUUCCUGGAGAAGGUGGAGCGAAAAGCGACCAAGAAGUACAUUGAUAAGUGUCGGGCUUUGAAGACGUUCGGGUACCGGUUUUACCUUGUGAAGGAGAAGAUGAAGAACAAGAAUAAACUGGUUCCAGUGUUGCUGGGAAUCAACAAGGAUGGAAUCGUAACUGCAGAUGCGGUGAAUAAGGAGGUGACCAAGAUGUUUUACCUGACUCAGAUCAAACAGCACUUCUGCACUGAUGCCUCUUUCCACAUAUCUCUGCCGGGAUAUCAGGCUGAAGACUACGUGGUACAGACUACAGAGGGGAAGCAGAUAGUGAAGCUGUUGGAGGGAUACAUUGAGAUCCACUUGCAAAAAAUGCGAAAACGCGAAAGAAUGAACAACCAAAAUACAGAAAACACAAUACAAGAAGAAAACAUCGACUCUAAGCAGGCACAGACGUUCCAAAUUGGAGGCGACAUCUCAAGUACCCGAGGGGGGAGCUACAAUGGCUCUGCUGCCAUGCCUCAAGUGUUGAGACAUGGCGACGCGAGACAAGUGACAAUUAACCGAAUCGACUGGGGAGCGAAGAAGGCUAAGGUCGGCAACUACUUCGACGAGGGUGUCAGAAGGGUGGCAGAGGUUGAGGACGACCUUUUGGAAUCACAAAGAGGGUAUCUGCUCUCAAAUGAUGCAGGAGAUAUGAAUGCAGCGAUGGCUGGCCUGAGAGCGAAUGAGUAUUUGAGCAACAUUACUCACUUGGCGGUUCAGAUGUUGGUGCCAGAAAAUGAGAACCAACUGCAAUACUCGCUUUCGACAGUCUCAAAAGACCUGAAGGCCUUCUCAGAGGCUAUCAAAAUUCUGGCCUCGCAGUUGGAAGAGCCACAUAAAAGAAAUUUGAUUGACAGCGCGGUAGAUUUGACAAACGCAUUUGGAGAUUUGCUGAAGUUGGCUCAUCCGGGAAGUGAAGCGUCGGCCGAAGAGUUGCACAAUGCCGCACAGAAUAUAGCAACGAAGGCGCAGAAUAUUGUCGACCAGCUAGAUCAGUUUAUUGUGAUUGGAUCGGGCGCUGCCAACAGUCAGGCGUUGUUGGAGUUGGUACAAGAAGUGCUCAGCAAAGUGGAAGCACUGACAAACAAAGCUGGAGAAAUUGCAUUCACUAGUGGCGUAGAACAAAAAUCACAAGAACAGAUCAUGCUCAGCAAAGGCAGCUUAGAAGGAGCGUCCCUGAACCUAAAGAGUGUAGCUCACUUACUGGCACCAGUUGCUGCUAAUGAUCCAGUGAGCAAACAGCAGUUGUCAAGGGCUACAGACACAGUUGUCCAGAGGGUAAAGGACGUGGUUAACAAUGUUCAACCAAAUUGUCCAGACACCGACACUGUAAACGAAGUCCUGGGAUUGUCUCACCAGUUGCACACUGAUUUGGGCAACUUGGGUAGCUUCAUUCACACUUUGGGCACCGGAGACCAGAGCAAUGCUUCGAGCCAGUUUAGUCAGAUUAAUGCCUUGAUGCAGAAAGUCAGGUAUAACAUGGACAAGCAAGACCAAGACGCGACUGUUAAUGCUCUUAAGCAUUUGAUGGUGUCGUGCAACUAUCUGAUUAAGCAAGCCAAGACAGAUGCCUCUGAUCCGAAUGUAGACAAAGAUCAGAGAGAUUCAAUUGUGAUGGCGGCCCAAGGUCUCGCUGGAUCGAUGAGGACUCUAUUGCAAGACAUCAAGACGUACCAGAGUGACGGAGGAAAACCGCUUUCGAGAGAAGAAGUAACUGCUAUUUUGAAGGGAGUUCAAAAUCAAGUAAAUGAAUUGUGCAAGGAGGAUGCCAUGAGAGACGUGUUCAUGAAAUUAGAGCUGCUUGUGUGGCAAUCGUGCGUGGUCGGCAAUAAAACACAAGAGGCAGCACUGAUGAGCUGCAGUCAAGGCGAUGCCCUUAUCAACCACAACGAGACUAGACAUAAGUUGGGUCUGAACUCACAGAGAGUGAACCAGUUCAUGGUGCCUCUUCUGGAAGCUCUAAGGGAGCAGAGACAAACCAACUCCAGGGACACACAGUGCAGACUAAUCAACUGCUCCAGAGACUAUCUAGAACCUGGAAGUGAUCUUGUGAAGGCGUGUCAAUUGGCGCUAGCUUACAUGCAGCCAUCAAUGGGUGCCGGGGACGCAGAAGGCCAGGCCGGAUCUACCAUGUCACAACAUUUAGGUCAAUGUGCUAGCCUCUUCUCAACAUCUUUGCAAGCACUGCAGGAAAUUUUGCUCUUAGCUGCAGAUUUGUGCGGAAAUUACGAGCUGGACAAUGCAAUUAUUGUGGCUGAUGAUUGUGUCAAGUUGCUCAAGGACACUGCACAACUGGCGACUGAGAACGGACUGAGGCCGUCUGAAGGGACUCAGAUGGCGGAUAAACAGAAGCUAGCUUUGGAGGCAAACCAGGCAUGUGUUGAUAUCAACGAGAGCUUCGCAGAACUUCUGAAAAAUUUGGCCAAUGGGAAUGCACGAGGAUGUAACCAAUCAGCACGCGCCAUUUCUCAGAAAUUUGAGCAGUUUGCAACUGACUGCCGACGUGUGGCGUCUUUGCUUGACUCACGUGAUGAGCAGCUUGCGUUGAUUCAGUCUGCACAGAAUUUGAUCUACGAAGGAAAACUGACUCUGCAAGAAAUUCAGCAUGUAAUGGAGAGGGGCGAAGGAUACCUCAACAAUGUCCAGAAGAAAGUUGCAGAUCUUGACGGAGCAAUCCAAAUGUUCGUCAGCACACUACCUGGUCAGAAGGAGUUCCAGAUCUGCUCAGAUAUUGUCAACGAAUGUAAUCAUAACAUCCAGAAGAGUCCCUCGUAUGAAGGACCCUUCAACACUUCCUUCAGCUCAAUUAACGAGCUCCAAGGCAACUUGCACUCAGUCUCGGGUGCCUUCAGUGAUGAGAUCAAUCUGUUAGUUCACUCUUGCACAAAGAACCCAGAAGCCCUUCCAAGUAGUGCACUUCAGACCGCCAAGAACCUGCACCAGUUUGUUCUCAUUUCUCUGGACUUCUAUCUCUCGUCCAAGGAUAGAAACGCAGUGGAACCUCAGAAGAUGCUGCAGGUUCUGGACAAACUGGUCUACAGCAGUUCUAUACUUAUGGAUACUUCCAGACAAGUGUUCGCAGCAUCAGGAGCCUCAAAUGCGGCGGAUACUAGUGGUCAGUUGCACCCUAAGUUGAGUGCAUCGGCUAGGGCAGUUGUGACUGGAAUCAAUGCGAUGAUGGAACUGGUGUUGCAGAGCUCGCCUGGACUGAAGCACUGCGACAGUGCAAUUAGGAACAUUGAGUUGGUGUCCAAGAUGUUACAAAAUCCGAACCGACCAAUAAACAACAGGAGUUACUUCGAAAACUUCGAGAAUGUGAUGGAGCAGUCGCGUGCAUUGGGAACCAACAUGUCACAGCUGACUUUCGAUGCAAAGGGAGGCGACUUAGACCAAUUUGGCGAAAGCGUAGAUGGCACUUGUCAAUCUAUCUGUCAACUGAUGGAAGGCGCCGCCCAAAUUGCAUACCUAGUAGGUGCCUCAGAUGAACGAAGCAGACCGGGGAAAAAGGCGUUAGUUGAUCAAGAGCAUCUGGAAGCUUUACGAGAUGAGUACUUGGCCGCAUGGAAAAGAGUUUUCUCACCUGACCUUAACCGUCAAGAACUAACACAAGCCGCUUCCGCAUUGGCCCAAUCAACUCGAGAUUUGAUAGGUUUUUGCAAAGUGUCAUCGACUGCCUGUAGUGCGAACCCUCCGAUCAGCGAUAAGUUCAAGAAUUUUGGACAGAAAACUGCAAUGGCCACUAAAAGUGCGUUAGAUGGUCUGAAGUCCGGAGAAGCUCCAAGACCGGAAGUUUACUCCCAACUUGAAGCGUCUUUCGCUGACUUGAUCAGGCUGUCAGCGUCGAAGGAAUUAGCAGGUGAACCUGCAAUAUUGAGCGAAGAGGGCAAGAUGCUCCAGCAGCCGAUCAUUCGAGCAGGAGAGUAUGUGAAAGUGGCCUCACUCCAUCUGGUCAAUUCGGCCAAAGGACUCUGUGAAAGUGGCUCUGCUGAGAACUGGCCCCAGAUUGCAGAUGGAGCUAGUGAGGUAACUCAGGCAGUUGAGACCCUGCUGGCUGAAGUGAGGGCCAAUGCACCCUGGCAGAAGCACUGUGAGACCACCCUGAGUCUGCUGGAGCAGAUGUUUGCCAAUUUCAUCAACGAAAUGCGAGAGAAAAGAGGUAGCGAGGGUGGAGCAAAGUCAGCUCAGGACUACCAAUUCGACAAUAUUGAGACGGUUUCGGCCCAUCUACUGGAAGUGAUUGACCAAUUGAACUCACUCUCACGUGAGAUGAGGUCCGCAAUUCUGGACAGACAAGUGGAGCGCAUAGGUCACAUUUCCCAGUCGAUGGUGCAGAACUACAUGGUGCAACUGUUGCACCAUAGCAAACAAUUCCUCGCCUGUAUCAGUGGAGAGAGUGACAGGAUGAACUUCGAGCAGCAUCUCUUGACUGUUUAUGAAGCAGCGAGAGCCGAGAUUGAUAACGCCAAGUCGUACUCAGUGUCGCCACAGUCGGACAAGAAACAGCUGUUCGAUCAGAGUGCUGUUGACUUUGAGCAGUCACUGGUGGAGUUGAGAGAAUGUGCGGACAGUUUGGCUAGUCGAUUCGGAUCCAUCGGAACCCUCCUGGCAGAUUUGGAGGAAACUCUGGCCUCUCCAGAAUUAGUUCAACUCACGCAAGCCGACACUGGAAAGACCAUGAAACAGAUUAUCGAAGAGUUGCAGGCAUACGUGGAUGCUUUUUCCAGAACCAGUUCUGACAUGACACCAGCAUCAGAUACGCAAGUGGAGCGACUUGGACCCCUUUGCAAGGACUUAGUAGACAGCUACUUGGCUGUUCUCAAGAGAUCCAAUGCCAUUGGGAAUAUGAGAGGUGACCAAGAUGACGUGGUGAAAGCUCUCCAGAAUGAGAUACGCAUGCUCGGAGUUCAUUGCAAAGAGCGAGUCGUGCUUUCCGAGGUGAUCCUUAAAUCCCCUUAUGACCGACACGCAAAGCAGGAGUUCCACAGCAACUCAAACGUCAUCCGAGAAACCAUUAAGAACAUAAUAAUUUUAAUCGAACAGCUCUGGACAGGGGUUAAGAGUUGUGACGAGGCCAUUAGAACCAUUACAGCUAUUAUUGGGGAUCCGUCGUUUGCAAUUUUGUUCACAAUCGGAGGAGUCCAUACCCCGGCUGUGAGUUCAGACGUUGAUGAAGCACAUGGAGGCAUUGGAGAGCAUACGCCCAUGAUUAAGAAGGCAAUCGAGGCACUGAAAAAAGACACCUAUGCGAUGUUGCAGAGCGCGACUGACAGACAAGACAUGCUGGCUGUGACUGCGCCUGCUACUGCUAGAAGCUUAGAUGCGUUGAAGGGUUGUGUGACGGAUGGAGUGAAGAGUCUGGGCGAAGACCAAGGACCCACGAAGGAUGUUCUUCUGGGAGCUGUGCGAGAAGUUGCGAACUCUCUUAGUGGAGUUAUUGAGGCCACCCGAAACCACUGUGUAGAUGGAACCCAGCCUCUCACAAAACACGUCAAGAUACCCUCUGAGAAAUGGGCGACUGCGUGUAUCCAGUUGCAGAACAUGGUGUGUGACAUUGAGGACAAACAUGACUUAGUCUCCGAAUCACUCCAGUCAUGCAUAGCCGUGCUAGAGGAGGAACUCAUGAAACUAGCCGUGAACAAAAACUUGAUCAAGUCCCAUCCGUCUGCCUUGAGCGAUUCCACAGACACAAUCCACAUCCUGGCCUCUGGAAUUGUAUCUUCAGUUAGAACCAGAAAUCUCAACCAGCUACUGGACUAUGCCACCAGAGGCAGGGAGACACUCAUCGAAAUGCUCAAAGUGUCCAGGAGUUUGGCGUUCAGUCUUCCAUCAGAGUCAUCUCAGCAGAAGGACCUGUUCAAUUCGGCGAAGGGCUGCACCAAGUCAUUCAUGCAACUCCUCGAGUUCCUCAAGGUUGAGGUUGAGAACGGUUUCGCAGGAGACAAGGCAAGCUUCAAGUCAAUGACAGAAAUCACGCGAAACUUGAGCAAGGAGGUAACGAGAUUGCAGAACAUUGGAAAUUCUCUUGAAAAAGAGGAGCAUAAUGUGAAAGCGGCAGAAUCGUUAGACAGCACAGCUGCUCAGUUGUCGAGAGAGGUUGAUAAGUUUACGAAGCUGAGGCCGAGCAAGCCUCUUGUGGCGCAGAUGACGACCACAGGGGCGAAGGCAGUAGAGAAUAAGGAGAUGGAGAAACAGAUUGAGUUCUCCGACGCUGUUUGGGGUUCCUCGACCGACAUUGCAAGAGCGGUGCUGACUUUGAUUCGAGCGGCCACGGAGGCACAGGCGGCGAUCGAUGCCACGUAUAAGGGACACGGACACGCACCCGAAUGCUCUGGACACAAAGAUUCCUGCUUCUGUGACUCAAUCUUCGCUAUAAAAAGAUCAUCAGGAGCUUCCACCACGCUGAACAACACGAGGAAGACGGAGAAGUACCACAAAGAUGCACAAUGGUCUGAGGGACUCGUGUCAGCGGCGAAGGAGGUGGAGAUCGCGACUCACCAUCUGGUAAGAGGAGCCAAUGACGUCAUGCAAGGCCACGGACAAGAGGAGACUCUGAUCAGUGCGAGUAAACAAGUGGUGGCCAAAACUACUGCACUUGUGUAUGCAUGCAAGUCUAAGACACAGCUGGGCGACACUGUUGAAACAAACCUAAAUCGUGCGAGUGACAAUGUGAAGAAAGCGUCUGCUGCCCUGGUCAAGGACGCCAGUGAGUUUAUUGAACAAAAGCCAGUUCAAGAUCUAGAACUUCCGGCUGGCAAGGUGCAGGCAAUGGCUGCUGAGAUCAAACUGCGAGAAGCGCUGGACAAGCGAAGGCGCGAAUUGGAAGCGGCGAGAGAAGCUUUUGAGAAGUACCAAAGAGCGAGGUACGAUAGAGAUGCUGCUACUGCCUCUGCAUCCUAAUGACAAAUUAAUUAGUACUGCAUCCUUCCUGAAGAAUAGAGGCUGGGACAGUAAAGAACUGGGAAAAUAGCAUAAGCGAUGAUGUUGAGCAUUGGGUUUGAUCAUGUUGUUGGGACUCAUUUGUUUUCUAUUUUGUAUUUUCUGCGCUACAAAUUGCCGACUGAUUUUGGUUAUCUUUUUAAUAAUGUGGAUGCUUUAAAUUUAGUUAAUGUUUGUUUGCUUGCCUCCCUACUGUAAUUUGCUUUUUGUCGAAGCUCACGAGAAUAAGUAUCACUUCUAUCGCACAAACUAACUGGAAUUUUGAACUAAUAAUAAAUAAAGUAGAUCUUAAUUUUCUCGCCCUUCACUUUAAACUUGUAAGUAGCAAUUAUCCUGUAAUUCAUUAAUUUGUGAUCUAUAGAAAAAACAUGAACAUAGUCUUAUUUCGGAUACCUUGAUUCUCAUAUUUCAUUGUAUGCAAUCUUAUUUGAAGCGUUUUUUAAUCAAAAAAGUAAUUUAAAUUUCUGUUGUUCCGUUUUCAAA